AUGUCUGCUCUCUACUUCAAAAAACUACGUCAGCAGCAGAAUCCAGACGCUGUGUCCAGCAGCGACGAUUCAGAUUCCGAUGAGGAAAUUCCGAAGAAGAACAAGCAGCAAAAGGAACCGCAACCUCAAGAAGAGGAUUUCGCAGACGCUAAUGAUAUCUUUGUCGUGGACAGAGCCGGCGGAGAUGAUUCUGCAAAAGAAGGCAAUUUCCUGUCUGUUGACCUUCUCGGGACCUCGUAUUUGGAGCCUUAUGAGAUGGAUAAGGACCUGAAGGAGCUUCUGGAAAAGGCAGUGGUCGGACCAAAGUUUGAGGAUAACCACCAGCCACAGACUCGACUUCUAGGCCGAAAUGCGCUGGCUAGAUAUAAGAAGGCAGAACGCGAGAAGACUAAGGGAUCCGACUGGUUCAAUCUUCCAGCUACAGAGCUCACCGAAGAGCACAAAAGAGAUUUGGAGUAUCUUCAAAUGAGGUCAACAUUGGAUCCAUUGGCUCAUUACAAGCGUAAUGAUCGAGCGGUGCUUCCCAAGUACUUCCAGGUCGGUAGAGUUGUGGACGCUCCUGAGGACUUCUACUCGAGCAGAAUGCUGAAGAAGGAGAGAAAGAAGACCAUGGUUGACGAGAUUCUUCACAACGAAGAGUCUCUGUCCAAAGCCAAGAAGAAAUUCGCGGAGAUUCGAGCCAAGGAGCAGACGAAGCGUCGUGGAGCAUUCCAGAGAUUCGGUGGCGCCAGAAAGAGUCACAAGCAUCAGAGAGAGGCGAAAAUGAAGAAUAAAAGGAAAUAA
Molecule: messenger RNA, 783 nt
Organism: Caenorhabditis briggsae
Lineage: Eukaryota; Metazoa; Nematoda; Chromadorea; Rhabditida; Rhabditidae
Exons: 4
Coding region: 1-783 (260 amino acids)
Biological process (GO): RNA processing
Cellular component (GO): nucleolus
Molecular function (GO): RNA binding
Source: RefSeq, a predicted model, not a curated record